Procambarus clarkii (red swamp crayfish) is the source of this 1793-nucleotide messenger RNA. The record is from RefSeq and is a predicted model, not a curated record. NCBI's taxonomy places the organism in Eukaryota, Metazoa, Arthropoda, Malacostraca, Decapoda, Cambaridae.
UGUUUUGGUCGCUUAAUAAAGUUUCAUGUCCACAAACCUCGUUGAAAGAAAAUGUAGCAGUAUGGAGAGAAAAUUAGUGGUUUUAGGUAUUGUAUGUACUAGCUGUAUCUAUAAAUCCAUCAUUAUGUUUGUAAAUCAUUUAUGUAUGUACUUUUCCUAAAUAAAAAAAAUGAAUUUGAAUUUUAUAGGCCCUUUUUCCCUUGCAGAUGCGAGCUUAGAGCCGUGGAGCCGGAGGGUUGAGAGAGAGAACGGCGGCCGCGGCGGACGAUCAAUGGGUAACUGCGCUAGUUGGCUGUCUCUGGCUCUCCUCUUGCUCGCUUGUGGGGCGGGAUGCUGCCUGCAGAUCACGGGGAUGAAGGUGCCACGGAUGGUGGUGACGGGUGAGAGCAUCCAACUCUCCUGCUCCUUCAGGCUAGACGGUGCUCAACUCUACACACUCACCUGGUGGAAGGAUAGUCAGAUCUUCUACAAGUUCAACCCCAAGAGGAGUCCGCCUUCUGUGGUCUUUCCCCUGCCUGGCAUCACUGUUGAUGACAGGGUGUCGAGUCUGUACCAGGUGACACUGUCACACGUCGACCACAGAGCCUCGGGGACGCUGAGGUGUGAGGUGCUGAGCGACUCUCCAAGCUUCGAGCAGGACACCAUGGACGCGAACAUCACCGUCAUAGCUAAGCCGGUCCGGGGUCCCAGCAUCACAGGGCUGCGGGGAUCCUACACUGCUGGACGUCUCCUCCUCCUUAACUGCACCUGUCCCUUUUCCUACCCUCCAACCUCUCUCACCUGGCACAUCAACGGUCACCAGGCGUCGAGAGAGACGGUGGUGGUGUACCCUGGGGUCCCUGACGGCCAGGGGCGCGAGGCCUCCUGGUCUGGUCUCCACAUGUGGCUACGGCGUGAGCACUUCCAGCAGGGCGGCGUCCUGGUCCUCCGGUGCACAGCUUCCAUCCUCACUGUGUACAGGAAGUCCUCCGAGGUCACCGUCACGGACUCCAGCUACGUGGGUAGUCCUCCGCCUGAGGGCGCCUCCACGGCAGGUGAAGGGUGGUGUGUGGGGCCCGCGGUGCCUUUGUUGAUGCUGCUCCAGUUUAGUCACGCUGUCACCUGAGGGCGCCUUCUGCCACCUCUCCUGAGGGCGUCUUCUGCCAUCUCUAUGACUCACCUGAGAGCGCCUCCUCCCACCUGUGACUCACCUGAGGGCGCCUCGUGCCACCUCUGUGAGUCGGUCUGCAGCAAGUGUUGUAUAUAUAAUGACGCCCACAGGAUGACUUUUAUCUUGGUGGUGAGAGUGAAGUCAAGUUUCGUACCACAAAGUGGUUCUCUUUGUGAGCCCCUUGUGAGCCUAAGUGUGGUUGUGAGUGUGUAAGGCCCUCACAAGACCUUACUAACCAGCCACAAAGAAUACCUUAGAAUAAUACGGGGCCAUACGCAAAGAAAUUGGGUAUACACUUUUCGGUCAAUAUAUCUCUCUCAUUUGGACCUAUAACUAAAAAAAAAUGAUACAACAAAUGUGUAAAAUGUAUGAACUUGAAGCAAAAAUAUCCACCUGUCUGAAUUAUAUAUGUAACAUACAAUGAUAUAUGCACCUGCCCCUAAUUAUUGGAUUAUAAUUAUUAUAAUUAUAUUUUAUACAAAUGUUUCCAUUGAUCAUCAAAAUUACCUUAAUUCAGAACAUGCACUCAAGGGAUGCCACAAUUAAGAAGAUAUCAAAUUUGAAAUUAUAGUGAAUGUACCCAAUAACCUCCACUCUCCAUGACCUAUACCAUAAAACCCGGUUAUAUAAACUUUAUAUAUAU